This is a messenger RNA of Maniola jurtina (meadow brown), 1224 nucleotides long. RefSeq names its product odorant receptor 46a-like (gene Or-18). Bases 56 to 1198 code for a protein of 380 amino acids. Gene Ontology annotation, molecular function: odorant binding; olfactory receptor activity. Lineage: Eukaryota; Metazoa; Arthropoda; Insecta; Lepidoptera; Nymphalidae. Gene Ontology annotation, cellular component: plasma membrane. The transcript is spliced from 5 exons. Gene Ontology annotation, biological process: sensory perception of smell; detection of chemical stimulus involved in sensory perception of smell. The record is from RefSeq and is a predicted model, not a curated record.
UUCUACGUAGUUAUGAUAAUUGACCGCUCUUUUCAAGAAAUCAUUCACUUGCAAAAUGGCUUUAGCAAGGACCAUUCGUUCGCAACUAUUAGAAAGCGAUUUAUUUGAUUUCAACAUAAAAUAUCUUACUUAUGUGGGUUUAUGGCCAAAAGAUGAUUGGUCUCAAGAUAAACUGCGCCUUUAUAAAGUUUAUGAAGUUUUUCUUUUUAUUUUAUCCCUAACGUUUAUAAUAAUCACCGGUAUUGGCACUUAUGAACAAAAACACAAUAUAACAAUGUUGAUGACGAAUCUGGAUAAAGCUCUAGUGUCCUACAACUUUGUAGCGAAAAUAAUGCUAUUUACUUUAAAAAAGAAGCAGCUUAACAUUCUUAUAAGUGAAAUUAAGCUUUCUGGAGACAAAAUUGUAGAUGAACGAAAGAACUUGAUGGCUAUACACGUAGUUAUAAUAACUAUCUUUUCAACGCUCGUAGUGUUUGCUUUUAGUUUAUUGAGUCAGUAUAAGGGAGAGAUGACUGUAGAAGCAUGGAUGCCGUUUGACCCUAUGAAGUCUAGAAUGAAUUUGUUGCUAGCAGCUCAACUACUGGCCUUUUGCUUUGUUGUUCCAGUUUUAUAUAGAGCUUUUGCGAUACAAGGAAUUGUGUGUGGCAUUAUCAUGUAUUUUUGUGACCAGUUGAUAGAAGUGCAACAAAGAUUAAAAGGUUUAGAUUAUUCAGAAGAAAGAGAUGGGGAGAUUAGAGAAGAACUCAAAAAUAUUGUUAAAAAGCAUGUUCGAAUCAUGAGAUUUUCCAGAACACUAACCAACAUCUUCAAGGAGUACUUUCUGAUUCAAAAUCUGGCAGUUACUAUUGAAUUAUGCUUGAACGCGUUGAUGGUUGCAGUAGUUGGCUUAGAAGAAAAAACACUUUUGGCUACAUUUUUGGGAUACCUCGGACUGGCCCUGAUCAACGCAUAUAUUUACUGUUAUUUAGGAAAUGAAUUAAUUGUGCAAAGUACAGGAAUAGCUCAGGCAGCAUACGAAUCUGGUUGGACAUCCUGGCCGAUCGAUAUGCAGAAGGAUCUUCUCAUUGUCAUCAAUGUAGCCCAAAAGCCGCUCACUUUGAGUGCUGGAGGGAUGGCGCUCAUGUGCAUUGAAACUUACAGUCAGGCGCUCUACAAUGCAUACUCCAUAUUUGCUGUCUUGAACGAUAUGGUGGACUAGAAACGAAGAGAGUAGCUCAUUGGAAG